CGCGCGCGACACCCCUCCUACACCGCGCGCUAAAGUUAUCCACUUCAACUACUCCCAACCCCUAAGCAGACUUUGUCAUCCAAAACUAUCAGACCUUUUAAGAAAACACUGCAAAGAAUUAAGUAACCUUUGUUCACUCGAGAGCGUUUGGAGUACCCCCUCCCUGGCGCGCGCUGCAUCUUGUUCUUGCGGUGGUUAUUUUGCUCAUGCCCCCCUCCGCACGAAACGACAGUGUUUAUCUUUGUUUGAUUUUUUUGGAGGUUUCACAUCCCCGCGAUAGUCUGACUGGAUAUCAAUUUUUCAUUUUUUUAUUUUCCCCUUUUCGAAAAGAGGACUUAAGUGCAUUUUUAGUCAUUAAGGAAACAUUCAUCAACAAGUCUGGACUUGCUUUCGCAGUUUAAUCAUCAGCCUUACUGUGCCUCGUCAUUUAUUAAAAGUAGAAUGUCAUCUUUACCGGGAACAGUACCGCGAAUGAUGCGACCGGCUCCAGGACAGAACUAUCCCCGCACUGGAUUCCCCUUGGAAGUUUCAACUCCUCUGGGUCAAGGUCGAGUGAAUCAGCUUGGCGGAGUAUUCAUCAAUGGCAGGCCUUUGCCAAAUCAUAUCCGUCACAAAAUUGUUGAAAUGGCUCACCACGGCAUCCGUCCCUGCGUGAUCUCCCGACAACUUCGCGUUUCCCACGGUUGUGUGUCCAAAAUCCUCUGCCGGUAUCAAGAAACUGGCUCAAUCCGUCCGGGAGCAAUAGGAGGAAGUAAACCCAGACAGGUGGCAACACCUGACGUGGAAAAACGAAUCGAAGAAUACAAGCGCGAAAAUCCCGGCAUGUUCAGUUGGGAGAUUCGGGACAAACUGUUGAAGGACGGUGUGUGUGACAGAAGUACAGUUCCCUCAGGUGAGGCCGCAUCUGUAAGUUCUAUCAGCCGGGUUCUACGUGCGCGUUUCGGCAAAAAAGACGAUGAGGACGAUUGCGACAAAAAAGAUGACAGUGGGGAGAAAAAAACCAAGCACAGCAUUGACGGCAUACUGGGAGACAAAGGUCGAAUGGACGAAGGCUCGGACGUCGAGUCUGAACCGGACCUGCCCCUGAAGAGGAAGCAGAGGCGCAGUCGGACCACUUUCACAGCCGAGCAGCUGGAAGAGCUGGAGAAGGCCUUCGAAAGGACACACUACCCAGACAUCUACACCAGAGAGGAGCUAGCCCAGAGAACCAAGCUUACCGAGGCCAGAGUACAGGUUUGGUUCAGCAAUCGACGAGCCAGGUGGCGUAAACAAGCUGGAGCUAAUCAACUGGCGGCAUUUAACCACCUGUUACCUGGAGGAUUCCCACCCACAGGCAUGCCCACUCUACCAACAUACCAGCUUCCUGAGUCCACCUAUCCUUCAACAACAUUACCACAAGAUGUCAGUGGCACAGUGCAUCGGCCCCAGCCCUUGCCCCCCUCCACCAUGCAUCAGGGCGGGCUCUCGAGCGACAGCAGCUCCGCCUAUGGCCUCUCGUCCAACCGUCACGGUUUCUCCAGCUACACCGACACCUUCAUGAGCCAGUCAGCGUCCAGCAAUCACAUGAAUCCUGUGAGCAAUGGACUAUCUCCACAGGUGAUGAGCAUCCUCAGCAACCCCAGUGCCGUGGCCCCUCAGCCCCAGCAUGAGUUCUCCAUCUCCCCUCUGCACAGCAGCCUGGAGGCCUCCAACCCCAUCUCAGCCAGCUGCAGCCAGCGCUCCGAGCCUAUCAAGACCGCCGACAGCCUCGCUUCCACCCAGUCCUACUGCCCUCCUACGUACAGCACCACCAGCUACAGCGUGGACCCCGUCACUGCGGGCUACCAAUACAGUCAGUACGGCCAGACUGCGGUGGAUUACCUGGCUAAGAAUGUGAGCUUGUCCACGCAGAGAAGGAUGAAGCUCGGAGAGCACUCGGCUGUGCUCGGACUGCUACAGGUGGAGACGGGACAGGCGUAUUGAUGGAUCUCGAACUGAACAUCCACCCAUGUGUUUCACCAGCAUCCCUCCAUUCUUUCUGCAGCGCCCACACGCGGACCAUCUGACUAGGAGCGAACAAGACGAGACCAAGAGAAAUUUUAAAAUCAUAGGCAGUCUUAGACUUUCUACCUAUAGCAGUGUGAAUACAAAAGCCAUUCCACAUAAAAAACAGACACUAUUGUGCCGCAUCUCCUUAUUCGUCCCGAUCCUUUCUCUCUUCCACAACAAAGAGACCCUUUCAGGGCUUCAGAAAGAAGCCGAGGGAAAAUGAGCAUCAAUUGUCUGAUCCCAAAUCACUAAAGCCCUGCCUGUCGGCAUCCAGUGUUAGCACACAUAGGCUACUGCUGUAGCCGCUUGCCCAUUCCAAACUGAUCGGACCAUGUUGUUUAUAGGACUGAAAAUGAUGGUAUUAUAAUUAUAUUUGUUAUUAUAAAUGUGGUUGUUCCUAUUGCUGUUGCAUUUACUAUUGUAAUUACUCUUUGUUUACAUGUUUCAUUUUUAUUUUUUCUCAUGUUUAGUUCCUGUUUCUAUUUUAACCACAAGGCCUUGCUCUGCAACAUUACUUUUCUGAUGGAUAUACACGGAGAAACGCUGACAGCGUGGCAGGCUGUUUGCAAAUCUACAACGAACAUAUACAGUUUGCUCACUGAGAUCUUAAACCUGACAUUCCACAAAACCUGGGCUAGUCGUUGGGGCCUUGAUAUGGGGCAAAACAGCAGUCUGUGUCCUGCUCUAUAUGGGUAGAAAGUGUUUGAGGGUGAAUUAUCAGUGUUAUUUAUGAUCAUUUCAUUUUAAAAGCAUACAUUGUUCUGGAAUAUGACGACCAAAUGACAAAAAUACAUAGUUUUGAUUCUAGGAUUUUUUUUUUUUUUUUUUGCAAUGAACACAGGCUAAUUCUUCUCUGUGGUUACUAUAAUUACCAUUAUAAUGAGCCCUUAUGGGCAAAUGCCAUUUUUAGCAUUUUAUGGCUUUUUAUAUACUUUCCCAUAUGCUUCUUGGCUAUUCAUGGAAAGUAUAGAUAUAGCGUAAAAUUUAUCCAAGAACUUAAAAGCAAUCAGAUAAAGGCUGAAGGGCGAUUUGUGAAUUCAUGUUUCAGAUAUUUUGAAAGGGGAUGUACUAAAUUGGUAGCACUUUUUUAUUCAUGAGGAACUUCAUUUGUCUCUGUGGUCACUGUAAAAUAAUGCACUGAAACUGUACAAUGGGAAUCCAAAUCUUAUGCCAAGUUACAUUUCAAAAGUGUGAUGGAAUAAUUGUCUUAAAAAAUGUCCAAGAUAUUACAUUGAGAGUAUGGAAUAUAUGACCACAUUUAUGGAUUCCGUGUUUACAUUCAAUGGCUCCUUAUUCCACCUUUUCUCAGCUGUGUUUUUAACCUCAGAGACAAUUUCUGUGGCUAAGAUGAACUGAAACUAAACUGCUCCGGUGUCGCUAAAGACGUGCCCUAAAAUGCCAUAUAUAUAUUCAGGACAAUAACUGAAACAUGAACACAUGACCAUGUGCCAACUUAAGACUGAGGACAUUUCCAUUUUAACACUUAAAAUAUUUUGUAGUAAACAAAAAAGACAAAAAAAGAAAUGUGAAAAAAAAAAAAAAUCAUGUUUUUAGUGUGUAGCACUCAUUUCUACUGCAAUCAUUAAUCUACCUUUGGGAUAUUUAAAGCACUAUCCGACUAGGCGAUACACCUUUCCCAAAUAUCCUUUCAACCUCAGUUGCUCUUUAUUCUUUCGUUGUUUACCUUUUUGCGCAUAUGUAUUUUCCUUUGAUUUAUUUCCGUUCAGCAUGUGUGUAUAUUAUCAUGGCAUAAUUUAUUCAGCUGUAUGAAAUACUAGCGUAGUGGGAACUUGUAUUGGCAUUUACUACCUUCAGCCUGUUGGUGUCUUUACUGUAGCACUGGCAUAUCUGUUAUGGAUUAAAGCUCAAAAAAGUGGACAAAGAAA
This is a messenger RNA of Ctenopharyngodon idella (grass carp), 3914 nucleotides long. It is a transcript of the gene pax7b, whose product is annotated as paired box 7b. Lineage: Eukaryota; Metazoa; Chordata; Actinopteri; Cypriniformes; Xenocyprididae. The transcript has 9 exons. The record is from RefSeq and is a predicted model, not a curated record. Gene Ontology annotation, molecular function: DNA-binding transcription factor activity, RNA polymerase II-specific; RNA polymerase II cis-regulatory region sequence-specific DNA binding. Gene Ontology annotation, biological process: anatomical structure development; regulation of transcription by RNA polymerase II. The coding region runs from base 442 to 1962 and encodes 506 amino acids.